UCAGACGAAUACAUAGAACCAGCUAGUAUUCCACUGCUGUUCAUAGUGCACCACUAUGUGCCAUGCUUCAGUUUGAUAUUCACUUGUAUUUUCUAUGUCCUUGUAAGCCUGUCGGUGCUCAUUGUAGAUUCGAUAAUCAGCAACAGUUGGAUGGAGAUGUUGACUUAUAAUCUGUCAGUUAUCCCCACGCUAGGUGAGAUGAUACUGCUAUUUUGGAUUGCAUAUAACAGAAAAAAAGUUCUUGGAUUAGUGAACAUUGUAAGGAAAGAUUCACGUCCAGUUAUUAGUUCAGAUCUUGAAAUGAUGGGAAGAUUGCGACGUAAAUGGUUUUACGCCAACAUACAGAAUAUGUCCCUCAUGCUAUAUGUCAUAUUCAUACACUUGUAUGGAUAUUACCCGACAUCAGCUGGAGAAGAACGCAAUAUGUAUUAUAGGUUCACAGCAAACCGCCUCUUUGGAAACUGGCCAACAAUCAUCAACAUUAGCUACGUAUUUUUUUACUUUGCCCAAACAAUAAUAGCUGUUUCAACAUAUUCAAUAGCCGCUGGGAUUGUCUAUGUAGCUCUCACAAUAGAUUUCCAGUACCUGCUUCUUGUUGAUGACCUAAAUCAUAAGGUACUAAUUCACCAGGGGCUUUUUUCUCUCAUGAACAACACGAGCUAUCAAGCUAUUAUAUAUAGGAAUCUUAAGCAGUCUGUGAAGGGCUAUCUUAGGGUGAACAAGUUUAUGAAAAUAACUGUUGAAUCGAGCCAGAAUGAUUUCAUGUUUUUAUGGGUGGUAUAUAGCAUCGGACUGCUGCUAUUUUCCUUCAUAACAAUAUUUGGGCAUUUCUAUCCGCCGUCUGAAAUUAAGCUGUACUUCAUUCUAACAGCUAUUUGCUAUGCAUUUUCGCUAGAAUACUACAACAAACUAUGCGAGUGUCCGUGGAAUUACUGGAAUAUCGCUAACAGAAAGAUGCUCCUGUUGAUGUUGACAAAUACAAAGGAACAAUGUAUUAGUUGUUUUGGAUUGAUCGAAUCGAAUUACAGCUACUUGCUAACCAGCUUCCGGGUAUGGUACAGCAUAAUAUGCUUCUGCAGCAACUGUCCAAAUCAAUCAUUGAAGGAGAAGAUAGCCAUAGAUGGACCAAACGGGCUUUAAGCUUCGACUCGUAUCACCAUUACUUUUUUUAGUGUUUUCACGCAAUUUUAAUAUGUAUAACUAAAAGCGGAUGUAUGUAGUUAUCACUAAUUGUUACAGUUGUUUGUAGCGAAAAAUGUUAAUUUUAGACAACACAAAUGUUUCUGGGUGUAACUGUG
This is a messenger RNA of Acanthoscelides obtectus, 1298 nucleotides long. The record is from the annotation of a GenBank genome assembly. Lineage: Eukaryota; Metazoa; Arthropoda; Insecta; Coleoptera; Chrysomelidae.